Molecule: messenger RNA, 1542 nt
Organism: Impatiens glandulifera
Lineage: Eukaryota; Viridiplantae; Streptophyta; Magnoliopsida; Ericales; Balsaminaceae
Product: cytokinin hydroxylase-like
Exons: 5
Coding region: 1-1542 (513 amino acids)
Molecular function (GO): iron ion binding; heme binding; oxidoreductase activity, acting on paired donors, with incorporation or reduction of molecular oxygen
Source: RefSeq, a predicted model, not a curated record
AUGGCUAUUGCUAUAGCUAUGGCGACUCUAAUUGCUCUGUUUUCUCUAUUUCUCGGGCAAAUAGCUUACCAAACCAUAACAUGUUAUUGGCUAACACCAAGACGAAUCAAACAUAUAAUGGAGAAACAACUCAUUUUCGGACCCAAACCUCGUUUUCUCCUUGGAAACAUCCUAGAAAUGACAUCCAUGAUCUCCAAAUCCACUUCCUCCUAUAUGCCCUCAAUUAACCACGAUAUUGUUCCUCGUCUCCUCCCCCAUUUCCUCGCCUGGUCCUCAACUUAUGGAAAACGAUUUAUAUAUUGGAAUGGGACAGAACCAAGAAUGUGCUUAAUGGAGACAGGGCUUAUAAAGGAGUUACUUACAAAAUACAGCACAAAAGCAGGGAAAUCAUGGUUCCAGCAACAGGGCUCUAAGCAUUUCAUAGGGCGGGGCUUACUCAUGGCUAAUGGCGACGAUUGGCAUCGUCAACGACGUAUCGUCGCCCCAGCUUUCAUCGGUGAUAAACUCAAGAGCUAUGAGGGAUACAUGGUAGAAUGCACUGAAGAUAUGCUUAAUACAUUGGGAAAAGGGAUUGAAUCAGGAAAAACCGAGUUCGAGAUUAGUGAGUAUAUGAAUCGACUCACUGCCGACAUUAUAUCUAGGACUGAGUUUGAUUGUAGUUAUGAGAAGGGUAAACAAAUAUUUAAUUUGUUAAAAAUCCUUCAAAAGCUAUGUGCCCAAGCUAGCCGCCACCUCUGUUUGCCUGGCAGUAGAUUCUUUCCUAGCAAGUAUAACAGAGAAAUAAAAUCAUUAAAGAUGGAGGUGGAGAAGUUAUUAAUGGAGAUAAUACAGAGCAGAAAGGAUUGUGUGGAGUUUGGCCGGAGUAGCAAUUACGGGAAAGAUUUGCUCGGAAUGUUGUUGAAUGAAAUGAAGAAGAAAGAUAGUUUGCAGGUUAUAAUGGACGAGUGUAAGACUUUCUUCUUCGCUGGCCAAGAAACUACAGCUCUUCUUCUCACAUGGACUGUUAUGUUGUUGGCUAGCAAUUCGAAUUGGCAGGAUAAGGUUAGGGAUGAAGUGAUGCAGGUCUCUAAUGGUGGACCUAUUACUAUGGAUCAUCUCUCCAAACUUAACUUGUUAACAAUGGUGAUUAAUGAGUCACUUAGACUCUAUCCUCCAGCAACUGUUUUACCAAGAAUGGCUUUUGAAGAUUUCAAAUUGGGAGAUCUAGACAUCCCAAAAGGCCUAUCGAUUUGGAUCCCGGUUCUAGCCAUUCAUCACAGCGAAGAUCUAUGGGGAAAAGACGUUAAUGAGUUCAAACCAGAUCGGUUUGCCUCAAAGACUUAUUCCUCGGGUCGAUUCAUCCCUUUUGCUGCUGGCCCAAGAAAUUGUGUGGGGCAGUCAUUUGCCAUGAUGGAAGCGAAGAUUAUAUUGUCCAUGUUGAUAUCGAGAUUCAAAUUCACUAUUUCGGAUAAUUAUCGUCAUGCCCCCGUGGUCGUAUUGACCAUAAAACCUAAGUACGGAGUACAAGUGUGUUUAGAGCCGAUUGAUCGGAUUGAUCGGUAA